GUGAGUUACUUCUUUGUAGUUGAUGUCCAAGAUCAUCUACAUACCACCAUUAUCAAUUUGAAACAUCCACAAGAAAAUCAGUAAAUUGGUAUAAGUCAAAUGAAAUUUUUGACAACCAACUGCCAAAAAAAAACUAUCAAAUUGUCAGUUUUUGUCAACAUAUGAAUAUUUACAAUGUUAUGUAGGAAAUUGAGAAAAAUUAGUGAUUUGUGCAGAAAUUAUUCGAGUUCAGUAAAAAGAUUGUUAGUAGAUCCAAAGGUAAAAUAUAACUUGACGUUAUAUAAAAAAGUUAAUGCGAAUCAUAAUGUAAGGAUUUUUACUUUUAAGCUACCCGAAGAUGACAUGGUAUUAGGCCAUUCUUGUGGACAACACUGUUCAUUUUAUGCCAAUAUUGGAGGAGAAACUGUUUCAAGAACUUAUACACCAACAUCAAUUUGUUCUACAAGAGGUUAUGCGGAAUUUAUGAUAAAGAUUUAUUUUAAAAACGAAGACCCGAAAUAUCCGGCUGGUGGUAAAAUGUCACAGCAUUUGGAGAGUCUGAAAAUUGGCGAUGUAAUUAAAGUAUCUAAUCCUUCUGGUAAAGUUAUUUAUAUGGGAGGAGGUAGACUCUAUAUAACACAUAAAAGUGGGACAGCUGAAGUAAACACCAAGAAACUUGGAUUUAUCGUAGGUGGAAUUGGAAUUACUCCUGUAAUACAAAUGUUGCGGACAAUAAUAAUCGAUCCUGAAGACCACAUAUACUGUACCCUCAUCUAUGCUUCCAAAACAGAAGCAGACAUUAUUUGCAAAGAAGAAUUAAACGACAUGGCUAAAAAAAUGGAGGGUCGGUUGAAAAUCUGGCACACGCUAGAAGAACCUCCUCCUGACUGGCGAUUCGGCAAAGGGUUCGUUUCAAAAGAUAUGCUGAGAGAUCAUCUUUUUCCACCAGGUCCAGAAUCGUUAAAUUUGCUAUCGGGACCUUGGCCGAUGCUUCAAGCUUUGGGAAAACAAUUAACAGAUCUGGGUUAUAGUAAACAAAUGUAUACUAGAUAUUUUUGAAUAAAUUUUAUCAACAU
Messenger RNA from Diabrotica balteata, 1055 nucleotides. Lineage: Eukaryota; Metazoa; Arthropoda; Insecta; Coleoptera; Chrysomelidae. The record is from the annotation of a GenBank genome assembly.